UUUGGAUUAAUUAUGUAUGUAUGUAUUUAUUUAUUCAUUUAUUUGUAUAGCUGAGUUCCUAUUGGUUCUCCCAGCUCAAGGGGACACGUAGCAUCCGUCUGCAGCUCCACGUCUCCGCAGAUAAACCCUCCGCCUCCACCUGCACCGACUCCGCUCUUCUACUUUCUAUUUUCCUUUUCUCCAAUGUUUUUGUCGCGCAUUCAGUACCUUUUAACGUGCAUGGCGCACAGCUCCUGCAUGGACGACAGCAACCACCCGUUUUAAAGAGGAGACUUGAGUCUGCCGCGGACCCCCUAAAUGCCUUUCAUUGAGAAAACGCUUCGGACGUUCAAUACAAGCAACCGAUUACCUGACUAACAUGGGCAACAAGCAAACGAUCUUUACCGACGAGCAGCUUGAUGCCUACCAGAGUUGUGAUUAAAGGUUGGGCCGCGGCAUUCUCGAGUUGGUGUAAACCAUUCGCAGCAGCCGGAGUACCUGCGGUCAUACAUCUGACUCAACACCGCCACCCGGCGGCGGUCCUCACGCGUGCACGCGCCUCGUGCACACGCGUCACGUUAGAACUCAGACUACAUCUCCCAUGGUGCCCUCUUCCUGGAGGCAGCCGGUCAUGCGGGUGGAAACAGCAAUGGGCAUCCGCUGCGCCGCGCGAGCGCAACACUCGGAGCGAAAUAUGCACGAAGCGGAGGACGGCGGAGCCGCGAGCCCCAGCGCGGCCGCGCGCAUCGUGGCCGCCAAGUCCGUGGAUGUGGCGGCGGCGGCGGAGGUCGAGGGUGCGAAGAAGCGGGCCUCCAAGCUGUGCGGGUACUUGAACAAACUGUCCGGCAAGGGGCCUCUCAGGGGCUACAAGCCCGGAUGGUUCGUGUACGAUCCCAGGAAAUGUUACUUGUAUUACUUCAAGACUCCCCAAGACGCCUUGCCGCUCGGCCACAUCGAAAUAGGCGACGCGUGCUUCAGUUACGACGUGGAGGGGGAGGAGGGUCAGUUCGAGAUCCGCACCACCGGGAAGGAGUUUCUCAUGAAGGCCCCCACCAGGCAGGUGAUGCAUUUCUGGCUCCAGCAGUUGCAGCAGAAACGUUGGGAGUACAGCAACACGCAAGGCUCUAGCUGGAGCUCGCUGACCCUGGCCUCCCCCCCCACGGGCCUCGUGGGCAAAGACAAUUAUGCACCCGUCUUUCCCAAGCUAAGUGACGGCAUGGAGAAGGUCCGUAGCGACUUUGCCAUGGAGACGGAGAGCGAUGGUGGGGGAAUGGUGGGGAUCCAGUCAGCCCGGGGGCCUUCUGCUGCGUCCACCAACCCCCUCAACUUCUCCCUCAAAAACUUUGGCACAGAACUCCGGAACUCCAUGUCUUAUCUGCGGCUGGGCAGAGGAGCUGAGAGCAGACGCAGCAUGUUUUACGCCAACAGCAGCGCAGAGGAGUGGGAGCUGGUGGACGCACCGACCAAGGACUUCCCUGAACAACAGAAGCAUCACACGGACACACACAGGCAUUCCUUUGGGUCGGCGUUCCAUUUUGACUUUGCGCGCAACGCAUCGCGGCCGAAGAAGCCGUUGCUGCGCGACAUGAUGGCCUCCGGGAGGUUUGGGCGCAGCACCGAGACGCGCAGCGCCGAGAGCCCCCCAGUGGAAUGCAACGGCAGCAGACCUUUGGACGCAGCGUUUCGCCUCCAGAGCCAACAGGAAGAACUUGGCCGCAUGCAGCGCGAGCAGGCCGACCUCCGGGGGGAGCUGGCCAGUCAGAAGGAGUUGGUGAGACUUUUGCAGCAGACUUUGAGGACCUCUCAGUGUGAUCGGCAGCCAGUUUCCCGUCCGGCUCCAGAUUCCUCCGCAGCUUCAGACCACACUCCAGGUUUGGCAGGAACCCAGCAGGAGAACGGCCAGCUGGAGGCUCUACUUCAAGAAAGAGACGGACAGGUCCAGGACUUGUGUGGCCACAUGGAGCGGCUCGCCUUGGAGAAGGAGAGUCUGCAACAAGAGCUUAAGGGCCUGAAGAUAAAGGUGGGCGACAUAAACGAUCAACUGGGGAUGCUGAUGGAGACCAUCCAGGCCAAGGACGAAGUCAUCAUCAAGCUGUCGCAAGAGAGUUCGGAGCAGAGCGCCAUUCAGAGCGACGGCUCCCCUUUACCCGUCAAAGAUCAGGAGGAGAUGGACAUCCUGAAGGACAGUCUUCAAGGCUACAAAUCCCAGAACAAGUUCCUGAACAAAGAGAUCCUGGAGUUGACAGUAUUACGCAGAAACGCAGAGAGUAGAGAGAAGGUUUUAGAAGCAAAGUGUACGGCCCUGGAGGCCAAGCUUUGCCAGGUGGAGAGUAAGUAUCUGGUGCUGCUUCAGGAAUUGAAGAACCCCAUAUGCUCAUUUUCGGAGCAGAGCCCCGCCCGAGAAGUCAUCUCCCGGUUGUUGGAGGACGCGCUGCAGGCAGAAAGCUCCGACCAUCCAGACUUCCCCAUCUUUAAGCCAAACACUGUCAGUGAGUACGACACGUUCGGCUUCAAGACGGUGCCCGAGGAGGAGGAGGAAGAAGAGAGGCUGGUUGCCAAGGUGAGAGCCCUGGAGCUGAAGUCCCUCUCCAUGACGGAUCAGGAGGUGUCCAUCGGCGUGAAGUGGGAGAACUAUCUGUCCAGCACCAUGAACAGAGACCUGGUGCGCUCCCCCGAGAUCAAGGCGCUGUUCCGCUACGGCGUGCCCCAUGAGCACCGCUCCCAGGUGUGGCACUGGUGUGUCUCCUUCCACGUCAAGAAGUUUCGGGACAACUUGGCUCCCGAUUACUAUGAGACCUUGCUGAACGUUGCGAGGGACAAGCCCAACCCGGCCUCCAAGCAGAUCGAGCUGGAUUUGCUGCGUACUUUGCCCAACAACAAGCACUAUUCCUCCCCGAGUGCAGACGGCAUCCAGAAACUCCGGAAUGUCUUGAUGGCGUUCUCCUGGAGGAAUCCAGAUAUUGGCUACUGUCAGGGGCUAAACAGGCUGGCGGCUAUUGCCUUGCUCUAUCUGGAGCAAGAGGACGCCUUCUGGAGCCUUAUAGCCAUUGUGGAGGUCUUCAUGCCGAGAGAUUAUUACACCAAGACUCUGCUGGGCUCACAGGUGGACCAGCGUGUGUUCAAGGACCUGAUGUGCGAGAAGCUCCCUCGGCUUCACGCCCAUUUUGAGCAGUACAAGGUGGACUUCUCCCUCAUCACUUUCAACUGGUUCCUGGUGGUGUUUGUGGACAGUGUGGUGAGCGACAUCCUCUUCAAGAUCUGGGAUUCCUUUCUGUACGAAGGUCCUAAGAUCAUAUUUCGCUUCGCCCUCGCUCUCUUCAAGUACAAAGAGGAAGAGUUUUUGAAGCUGGAAGACUCAACCGCCAUCUUUAAAUAUCUUCGAUGCUUUACACGCACAAUCCUGGAUUCAAGGAAGCUGAUGAACAUCUCCUUUGGUGACAUGAACCCUUUCCCGAUGCGACAAAUUCAGAACCGCCGCUCCUUCCACCUGGAGAAAGUCCGCCUGGAGCUGACCGAGCUGGAGGCCAUCCGACAGACCUUUCUCCGGGAGAGAGAGACGUGUCAGAAGAGACGGAGCUUCGUCAGCGACGAUGAGGAGGAUAACUGACGUUAAGGAUGUCGCUGAAGUACGAUGACAAAAAGAUCAUCUCCAUACACCGCCGUGUUGCGGUUGUAAAGCCCUUUUCAUAUAAGAUGGUUCAAGUUAGUCGGAUUUCAGAGCACGGCCAAUGAACAUUCUAUACAGUCUUGAGUGAAACGCCAUCAGAAGACCUUAACUUUGAAAGCCAAAUGUGCCUUUUCUCAGUAUUUCUCAGUAGUAAUAUUGUAAUAUUUUAUAUAUUGUAAUAUGAGUAAUAUUUCUCAGUAGUGCUUUAUUUGUCGUAUGCUUGUGUGUACGUGUCUAAUGCACAGCUCUUCAACCAUGCCAAGCUACACUUGCAUUCCCAAUCAGUAUUUUAAUAACAUGGCUGUGAUAUUUUAAUAUUUAGCGAUAGAAUGUGUGUUGAAAGGUUGAUUACUUUCACUUUUUGUUUACCUAACUUUUUUUUGUCUUACAACAACACAUCUUUUGUAUUUCAUCCGUGUGUCUCUUGAUGCGCUUGAAUCACUUUUGCUGAAAUUUAAAUUGUGCUGAAACUUUUAAUUUUCAAUCUUGAGAAACUUGUGAUUGUGUCACAUAUCAUUCCAGCCUCUAGAGGUUACACAAAUAUUUCCUUUCAAACCCUUUGAUCAAAAAGGUAAUCUUCGCGUGUGUUAUCGCUUACAUUACAUUAAAAGCACGUGUAAUUCUUUUAUACAUCACGGGUCAGAUCAGAUGACUAGAGACAUUCCUGUUGAGAUAUUAAACAGGUUAUCAGGUCUGUAUUUUUAAGGAGUAUCCCUCUCAAUAUGUUAUUUUAUACUUACGGUAAUUUCAUUACCUACUACUCCCAAACACACGUCUGAAAGCCUUGAACCGUUUUGCACCUUCAUCUGUCGUUAAAUUAAAGAUAAAACUGUUUAACGGCUACUGUGUUUGGUUAGUAGAGAAGGUUUCAAAUUGGUUUUGAUAUCCCAAACUAUAUUAAUGUAUCCCUACAGACAUUAUUUGGCUAUAAUAAGUAGUCUAAAUCUGUAUUUUGAUGAAUUUGGCUUUGCUUGUUUUAGUAAUGUUCUUGAUUUUUUUAUUUUGGGGUUUGUUACAUGCUAAAAUUAUUUAAUUUCCCCUGACUAAAGCCUACUUUGCAAGAAAUGCAGAAAAUGCACAAUGCUGGAUUAGAUUUCAGAUGUGUUAAAGGAGCCCGGUCCUUUUAUCUGGGCUACUGUGUUGCUGGAUUACCCCGGAUAGGUCUGUAUGACGCGCACCUUCUUCCAACCUUGGUCACCCCUGCGAUCCCCUGCUUGCAGGAAUAAUCCACCGUUCUGUAUGUGGUUGAUCUUGAAUAAAAUAGACAUUUGGCUCCUGCAA
Messenger RNA from Gasterosteus aculeatus aculeatus (three-spined stickleback), 4927 nucleotides. NCBI's taxonomy places the organism in Eukaryota, Metazoa, Chordata, Actinopteri, Perciformes, Gasterosteidae. The record is from RefSeq and is a predicted model, not a curated record.